UGCAAUACCUGCUUUGGGGGCUAGGUGGCGCUCUUCUAUUCCAACGCUGUAGAAGUAGAAGCCUUUCUAAGCGUAGAAGAAGUCAGCUGGCGGUUUGCCGUUUGCCGACCGAAAGAGAGGGAAAACCAAAACAGAAGUCGAGGCGGACGUUUGGACUGGGCUGUGAGAUUUAAGUUUCUGAAAUAUACUGAGUCCUAGACAGUUGUCAAAGGAGGAGGAAAGUAAGUGAACGUGAUUUAAUAUCCAUCAAAAAUAUUUGGUUUUCUUACUCGGUAUAUACUGUCCUGUCGAUAUCGUUUCACAAGUUCACACACUCGUUUUAGGGGUGUUAGUGUUUCAUCAUUGAAGCUUUUUUUCUGCUCUCUGGUGGCAGAAUGCAGAGGGCGUCCCGUUUAAAGCGUGAACUGCAGAUGCUGAGCACCGAGCCUCCCCCCGGGAUCACAUGCUGGCAGACCGAGGAGCGGAUAGACGACCUCCGGGCACGUAAGGGUUUCAAGCUUUAUGUUUGCAGCCAUAGAACUACACCAUGGAUUCAGCAGUCGUUGUAAGCAAAGGCAAACAACUAUCCUCAAACGACCCAGUAAAACACCAUGAAAUUCAAUAUAAUUAAGUUAUUAAACAAAGUGUUGUAUUGGAUGAUGUUCCUCAUAUUUUAUCCACAUGAAAACACAUGUUCAAAAGUUAUGGCUGCUCUAAAUAUUUACCUCUUCCUUUGGUUGACAGAGAUUGUUGGUGGAUCAGACACUCCAUAUGAAGGUGGACUCUUCUCCUUAGAGAUCAAGGUCCCAGAGAGGUAUAUUUUCACUGUUGACAGAGCUAUUCUGUUAAAGUAUGUCCACAUCAUGAAAACUUUAUACUAACUUGUAUGCCUGUUGUGCUGUUUUUCUACAGGUACCCAUUUGAGCCACCCACAAUUAGGUUUUUGACCCCCAUCUACCAUCCCAACAUUGACAGCUCUGGGCGAAUAUGCCAUGAUGCUCUUAAACUCCCUCCAAAGGUAAAAUCAGAUGACAUUUGAUUUAAGUGAUAAUUUCUGUCCCUUUUAUCAUCCCGCUUUUGUUGAUAUAUGAUCACCCACUGAUUUAUGUCUCCUUUUUUGUUUUUUUAUUUAGGGUGCCUGGAAGCCAUCCCUCAACAUCCCCUCUGUCCUAACCUCCAUUCAGCUCCUCAUGGCUGAGCCCAAUCCAGACGAUCCACUCAUGGCUGAUAUUGUGAGUCUGAAAAUUUACAUCCAUAUGUUAUCAUAGUCUGUGUUUAGAGACACAAUGGUGAUAUGAUAUGAUGAUAUGAUUUUGUGUUUAAACUUUGCCAGGCAAUCAUUGUACAGACAGAGAUAUGGUUGCAUGGCAAAAGAGUUUUUGCACAUAAGAAUCACAAAGAGAUUUAUAACACUAUGCCAGAAAUGUGCACCUUGAAUAGAAUUCAAUACUUUUUCUGGUGUACAUAUUUCUCCAAAGCUUGAAGUUUGGUUAAACACAUUGAUAUCUCUUGCAGUAUCAGUUUAGAAAUAACUUUUGCAGACAAUAAAUCUCAGCUUCCUAUAAUCACAACACUGCAGUGGGAAGCUUUGAUUUGUAAUACUCCAAUCAGUUGUAAACUGUGCUCUCUACAUGUGUGAAGAGAUGUUCAUUUAUCGUGUUUUGAAUGCAGUCAUCAGAAUUCAAAUACAACAAACAACUGUUCAUGGAGAAAGCCCGGAAGUGGACACAGGAGCAUGCUGUUCAGAAGAAUACGGUAAGAAAAAAUUUGGCUGUAUCAGUAAAGAUAUGGCUGUAUCAGUAUAAACUGUGUCAGUAUAGUAUGUUAAUCCAACAACUAUUAUAGCUCUAAGCAGCUGUGGCAAAAGUAUUACAAGUAGAAAUAUAAGCAUUGUGACUUCAUCAGUUGACUAGAUAUAUGUAGUAGUCUACUUUACCCACAAGGUGGUGCUAUACCCCUUCAAUAAAAUGUUGUCCAAUACUCUGACAUCAUUUUGUUGCAAAGUGAUGGUGUUUGAUUCAUGUUUAAUGAAUGUGCAUGGAACAAAGACCGAUAAGCAUUAUUAUUAAUAUAUAAAAUUGUAUUUCAGGGAGUUGUCGAGGGCAACAAAGAAAAUAAUCCAGAUCAAAAAGCUUUGAACCGCAAAAGAGAGGCACAACAGGAGGGAGAGGAGUCAGCUAAGAGAAGCUGUGUUUAGUUUGUGUCUUAUAUGGUCCACAUGGGUGUCUAGUCCCCACACCAUCCUUGUUUUAUACACCGUUAAGAACAUGACUUGACUUCUUCUGUAACCAUUUGCUAUGUUGUAAUAUCCCCAGACCUCAUAUAGAGACACUUUAUAUGUUUAAUGUUCAUGUUUGUGUUGUGAUAUUAAAGUUUAUUUUAAACAAUUA
Messenger RNA from Xyrichtys novacula (pearly razorfish), 2369 nucleotides. NCBI's taxonomy places the organism in Eukaryota, Metazoa, Chordata, Actinopteri, Labriformes, Labridae. The record is from the annotation of a GenBank genome assembly.